AUGCGCCGGAUGAUCCCCCCAUACACUGGUGGAUCUGAUUAUGGUUAUUCCAUAGAUCUCGAUGGGUCGACGUUGCGCGAGGAAGAGCAUUUUGAGAUUUGCACAGAUGACGAUGGUGAUCAGCUUGUCAACAGAACGGUGUACUUGAUGUUGGGACGAGCUCGAGAUCCAGAGUGCGACAAGUCAGUCGCGCGUAUUGAAGGUCGCGGACCAGUCUCGAGAGUGCCAUCACAUGAUUUCACUGUACUAGACGGCCUGAGCUAUGAAUGCCUGGUUCUCGAGGAGUUCGGCCAGUCAUGCCAAUUUCGUCGCCUGGGCUAUGUCAAGUUCGAGCCAUCCCCUUACAUGUUCGACAAGCUUUCCGUUGACCGAUUUGUCAACCUCCGCGCCCAUGUACGCGACCUCGUCCGUAAGCAGUUCGUACAUGGCAAGCUACCAGACAGCGUGUGCGGUGUUCCAGAUCAAACGGGCAGAUAUACGGUUACGCUGGUCUGA
This is a messenger RNA of Alternaria burnsii, 495 nucleotides long. RefSeq lists its product as uncharacterized. The transcript is spliced from 2 exons. The record is from RefSeq and is a predicted model, not a curated record. NCBI's taxonomy places the organism in Eukaryota, Fungi, Ascomycota, Dothideomycetes, Pleosporales, Pleosporaceae. The coding region runs from base 1 to 495 and encodes 164 amino acids.